AUGGCAAGUGACGAAGAGUUGAGCAGCACUGAUUCUGGGAAGCCUAGCAUUGAGAAAGCUCGCCUUGGCCCUCCAGAUCGUUGGCUUUAUUGCCCACCACUGGGCUCGAUUGUUGCAAAGCAUUUCUUGCCCUUCAAAACUCCCCUUUGUAAACUGUAUGAUGAACAAAUUGAGAAGAAAUGGUGGUUUCAUCCACGAGAUGUUUUUGCGUACAAAUUUCGCGGUGCUGAACCAGGUGCAAGAAUUGGGUUGUGGAUCGAUCUCACAAAAACCAAUCGCUAUUACAGUAGAAAGGAGGUGGAGAAACGAAAUUGUAUUUAUAAAAAGAUCCCAGUCAAAGGUCAUGGAGAAGCACCAACCGUUGCUGAAACGGAGCAGUUUUGUCGAAUAGUACGCGGAUUCCUUCAGGCAAAUCCAAAAGAUAUAGUAGCAGUGCAUUGCACUCAUGGAUAUAAUAGAACAGGCUUCUUAAUAGCAGCAUAUCUUGCUAGUGCUAUGGAUUGGGCAAUCGAUGCUGCCAUUUAUUCAUUUGCACAAAUGAGGCCAAAUGGCAUUUAUAAACAGCUCUAUUUGGAUGAACUUAUGCUGAGAUACGGCGAUGAAGACGAUAAAAUUGAGGCACCACCACGACCUGCUUGGGAGAGUGGCCCAGUUAUUGGUAGUAUAAUUUCACUUGACGAAGUCGGUAGUGGUCAAGUUAUCUCAAGUAAUGCUGAUGAACAUGUUGAUGAGCCUAAAUUUAUGGAUGGAGCAGUACCUAGUGUUAAAUACGUAUCAGAUCCUAUAACAAGGACCAUUUUGCAAAAUAAGAUUCGUGAUAUGUGUGGUUAUCAAAGAGAUGGUUUUCCUGGAAGUCAACCAGUAUCCAUGGAAAGAGAUAAUUUACGUUUUUUGGCUGAAAAGAAAUAUAUGGUGUCUUGGAAAGCCGAUGGAAUCAGAUAUAUGGUCCUUAUUGACGAUGAAGAUUCAAUAUAUGCAUUUGAUCGGAAUAAUAAUGUGUUUAAAAUAUCCUGCAUAACAUUUCCGCACAAAAAAGAAUUUCGUCAUAUUCAAAACACCCUCCUAGAUUGUGAAAUGAUAAUCGAAAAGGUAAAGGGAGAAUCUGGCGACAUUAUCGAUGUUCCAAGAUUGCUUAUCUACGAUAUUAUUAAAUUCGAGGGACAGAAUGUGGGUGAAUGUGAUUUCACUACGCGUCUGUCAUGUAUUCGGGAAGAUCUGAUUCAACCACGUCGUGAUGCUUUGAGAAGUGGUCGCAUCAGAAGAGAGAAUGAGCCGAUAAGUAUACGUAAUAAGGAUUUUUGGGAAUUGGAAGCGGUCCGAAAGCUGUUUGAUGAAAAAUUUACGAGAAAUGUUGGACAUGAAAUUGACGGUUUAAUUUUUCAGUCAAUUAAUGAACCCUAUCGUUGUGGACGAUGUGAUACGUUAUUGAAAUGGAAACCUCCAUCUCAUAACUCAAUUGAUUUUCGAUUAAAGAUAAGGCGUGUGUUGAAACCUGGUGAAUUGCCUGAAUAUAUUGGCUUUCUCUUUGUACAAAACCAGUCAGAACCGAUGGCGCAAAUGAAAGCUACGAAGAAGUUGUUGCCAUAUGAUAAUAAAAUCAUUGAAUGUACUUUUAAAGAUGGUAAAUGGGAGUUUAUGCGUGAACGUACAGAUAAAAGUUUGCCUAAUUCAAGCAAAACAGCAAAAGCUGUUUAUAACAGUAUCAUUCAUCCGAUUGAUAAGGACUCGUUGAUAGCAUUUGUUGAGAAAAUAUGUAUACAAAGAACGAAAAAGAGACCUGUUCCACAAUCAGCUAAUGAUGUUAUUCAAAAGAUUCCCAAGAUAUAG
This is a messenger RNA of Cercopithifilaria johnstoni, 1827 nucleotides long. The record is from the annotation of a GenBank genome assembly. Lineage: Eukaryota; Metazoa; Nematoda; Chromadorea; Rhabditida; Onchocercidae.